Erinaceus europaeus (western European hedgehog) is the source of this 2504-nucleotide messenger RNA. It is a transcript of the gene FBXO5, whose product is annotated as F-box protein 5. The transcript is spliced from 5 exons. Bases 602 to 1942 code for a protein of 446 amino acids. NCBI's taxonomy places the organism in Eukaryota, Metazoa, Chordata, Mammalia, Eulipotyphla, Erinaceidae. The record is from RefSeq and is a predicted model, not a curated record. Gene Ontology annotation, cellular component: nucleus. Gene Ontology annotation, molecular function: protein binding. Gene Ontology annotation, biological process: regulation of mitotic nuclear division; negative regulation of meiotic nuclear division.
GAACUUGGGGGGUGGGCUCAUCUUCCGGAAAGGCCAAGUUCCCGCUCUCCAGAGCUCAACUCUCACCAGACUCCCGCUUGCGAGAUGAUCGGAGGAAGCUGGCAGCCUUCAGGGCUCGCCGGAGCUCUGCAGACCGAAACCCGAGCUGCCGUUAGGAUGAGAUUAGAAGUUGGGGGAGGCCGAGCUCCUGGACGGCAGAGGAGAAGUUGGCGGGUUCGCGCAGGCGUGGUAGGUUCCCUCCACCUGCUGUAGGUCCCCGCGCUUCUUAGCCACGCCCCCAGGCCACGCCCCCAGGGCCUGCAGCAUCUUUAGGGACGGGCUGUGUCCGUCAGAGGAGAGGGAGGUGUGGCUUCCCGCUGGGUACCGCCCCUCGAGCUUCCUAUUGGUCGCGAGGGAGACAUCCCCAGUUCGCCACCUUCCCAUUGGAUCGCGUGUGAGAGCGGCGCACCCCAUUGGGCCGGGCUGAUUUGGGCACUAAAUUCAAAGAUUUUAAAAGUCCCAGCUGGCGCCUUUUGAAAGAGAGCGCUGUGCCGCCGGCGGUCGUUCUCCCUAGCGGCGGUGUCCGCCUCCCUCACCUGAGGCGGCCUCCAGGACCCCGGGCAUGAGCCGGCGCCCCUGCUGCGCCUCCCCACGGCUCCCUGCUUGCCCCUGCUCACACCGCCGCUGCCCUAGUGCCCUGACAGCCAGCGAGCCCUCUCGACCCUCGGACCCGGGUUCUAAAGAGUGUUCCAGUCUUUCUGUCAAAAUGAAAUGUGACAACUAUAACCGUGUUCAUGCUGGACUGAAACUGGUCAAGCCUGAUGACAGUGGAAAACUGGAUUCCCACACUCCUUCACCUUUGGAGGGUUCUUGUAAAGACUGCAUUAAAAGCUUAUUAGAGGUGGGAUCACCCAUUGUGAGCCCCAGGAUUCUAGAACUGGAAGCUGAAAGCAAGCCCCUGCAUAACAAGGAAAAUCAGCACGUGUCACAAACAUUCCAUAGCUCCAAUGAAAUAGAAGAACUAGAGGUCAGUGGACCUUACGAAGACAGUGGCUAUGCCUCACUUUCCCAGCACAGUGUCCUCAGUGAACAUGAAGAGGGCAGCCUUCCCCUGGAGGAGAGUCUCCUUGACAGUCCACAGCCCCACCUGCUACAGACACAAAGCCCAGGCCCGUAUCCCAACAAAAACUUCCUCCCUGCUCUUCAUUUUGCAAAAGUGGUUUGCUCAACAUUAAAAAAGAAUGCUAAGCGGAAUCCAAAAAUAGACUGGGAUAAAUUGAAGGAAUGUAUACCCAGCGGAAAUAUUAGGCUACAAAAUAUAAUUGGCAGGAAAAUGGGCCUGGAAUAUGUAGAUAUUCUAAGUGAACUUUUUGGAAGGGGACUCAGACAUCUCUUAAAAGUUAUUUUGACUCAGCUCAGUGAUAUGGACUUAGUCAAUGUAUCUAAAGUCACCAAAACGUGGAAGAAGAUUCUAGAAGAUGAUAAGGGGAUACUGCAACUGUACAAUAAAGCAAUACAAAGAGUUGCUGAAAAGAGCAUUAAGGUUUCACCGCAUGCUUCAACCAGAGAAUACGUCAUGUUUAGAACUGCACUAGCUUCUGUUCAAAAAUCAGCAGUUCAGCUGCCUUCCCCAAAAGAUUCUCGGACCAAGUUAGCCAAUCCCGGUGAUCAAAAAAGUUCUUCGUAUAGUCGACACAAUGAAUUCUCUGAGGUUGCCAAGACUUUGAAAAAGAAUGAGAGCCUCAAAGCCUGUAUCCGCUGUAACUCCCCUGCAAAAUACGACUGCUAUUUACAACGGGCAACCUGCAGACGGGAGGGCUGCGGGUUUGAUUACUGUACAAAGUGUCUGUGUAAUUAUCAUACCACCAAAGACUGCUCAAAUGGCAAGUCCCUCAAAGCAAGUUAUAAAAUGGGUCCUCUGCCUGGUACAAAGAGAAGCAAGAAUAAUCUACGUCGAUUGUAAUCUUUUCCUCAGAUCAAUGGUAACUGAUUAUGGAGGUUAGAAAAAUGUUAGGUUUUAAUGUUAAAGAAUAAAUGCUGUGUGAUUUUCAAUUUUACAUCAAGUUAGGGUUUUCUUUUCCCUCAGUGGGAAAAAAAAAAGGAUGCACAGCCUAUUAAAGUAUUUUUAUAAGAUGUGAAGAAAAGUUUAAAGCCCUGGCAAAUGAGAAAAUUUAAGUAUUUAAAAAAAAAAACUUUAUCUGAAAUUUGUGAGUAAAAGAAAAAUUAACUGAAGCCCCCCCCCCAUAAUUUUAAAAUUAAAUACAAAUCUCCCUUGCCAUCUUGUUAAUGUUUGAGGUGUUUAUCUUACCAGUUGGAAUAUCAACUGCCGUCUGUUAAUUUAAAUGUUUUGUCACUUUUCUUAAAUCUCUUUCUCAAUGUGUUUCGUUUCCCUUGUCUGUAGAUGUUUUUUUUUAAAGAUAUUUUUGCACAUGUAUAUAUUUCUGUAUUUUAUAUGUUGGUAUGUCUUUCUGUAUAUGCACAUCAAAGUAAAUUUUGUUAUAAAUAAAAUUGUUACACACAAUAAA